Lodderomyces pseudojiufengensis is the source of this 2163-nucleotide messenger RNA. Its product is annotated as beta-mannosyltransferase. The transcript has a single exon. Bases 1 to 2163 code for a protein of 720 amino acids. The record is from RefSeq and is a predicted model, not a curated record. Lineage: Eukaryota; Fungi; Ascomycota; Pichiomycetes; Serinales; Debaryomycetaceae. Gene Ontology annotation, molecular function: mannosyltransferase activity.
AUGAUCAAAAAUUAUAAAUCAAUUUUCCCAAAAUCAAGACAAAUUAGAAAAAUAUAUAUAAUAAUACCAUUUUUUUUAACAUUUUUAUUUUUAUUACAUUAUUUAAAUACUUAUGAUCAAGUAAAACAAUGGACAUUUCAAGUUAUAGAUAAUAAUAAUAAAUUGAAAAAGUAUUUUCCGAUUUCAAAUUAUAAUGAAAAAUCUUUAACUAUAUUACCAUCAAAUUUUGAUACCACAGUAAAAAUUGAUCAUAAUAUAACUGAAAAUAAUAAUGAAAUUAUACAAUUUAGUGGUAAUUAUAGUCCCUUAUCUGAAUUUAUAACAAAUCAAACAUAUUCAAAUCAUCAAUUAACAAUAUUUGAAUCUAUUGGAGAAUCAUUUUCAGAAGAAGUUCCUCAUCAAAAAUUUUAUGAAAAAUGUAAUAAAUUACAAAUUGAAAAAAAUAUUACAAUAACACCAUACCAGAAUUUAAAACAAGAUUUUCAAUAUAUUGUUAAAACUUUAUUAAAACAAAUUGAAAAUGAAGAUGCAUUUAAAGAAAUUUCAUCUUUUUUCCAAGGUAAAAUUCCUGAAUAUCUUAAAGAAGACACGUUAAAUGAAGAACAUUUUUAUAAAUUUGCUGGUACUUCAGUUUGGUUAGAAAAAUAUGGAGUUCAUUUAAUGGUAAGUAGAUUUUUAUUUACUCAAACUUCAAGAAAAGCAGAUCCUCAAAUUAGCUUAUUAUAUUCUCAAUUAUAUAAUGAAAAUUGGGAAGAAAUUUUUAAUAUUGAUUUAAUUUUACCCGUUGUGGAUGAAAAUGGUGAAAGAAAAUAUGAAAAUUUAAAUUUUCCUAGAUUUAUGCCAAUACCUUUUUAUCAUAAUUCUAAAAAAACAGCAAAAAGAUGGUAUGGACCAGAAGAUACAAGAUUAUUAUUAAGUAAAAAUGAAUAUGGUGAUGAAGAACCAAUUGUUAUAUUUAAUGCAUUUCAUAGACAAGUUAUUCCAAUAAGUAGUGAAUCAUCAUCAUCAAAAAAUGAUAAAAAAUUACCAACAAAAUUUGGAUUUUAUAGAUCAAUGUUUAUGGGAUAUUUAUUUCGUUAUCAAAGAGGUAAAAAAAAUGUUGAUGGAGGUGAAAAAAAAUAUUCAAAAACAAUAUAUAAUAAAGUGGUUGAAUUAAAAAUUAAAGAUAAAAAAAGAGAAAAAACUGAAAAAAAUUGGACUCCAUUUAUAAAUCCAAGUGAUAGAAAUAUAAAUAAUUUAAAUGGUGGUGAUGAAUUUAUAUAUAUUGUUUAUCAAUGGGAUCAUUUAAAAAUUUUAAAAUGUGAAUUAUCAAAUCCUGGAGUAGUAUCAAAUUGUGAAUAUCAUUUUCAAGAAGAUAAUACAAAAAGUAAAAUUGGACCAGUUAGAGGUGGUACUGAAUUAAUACCUAUCAAAACAAAAAAUUCUUCAAAAAAUAAAUUAAAACAAAUUUGGAUUGGAUUUUUAAGAGCUCAUUUAAAUAAAUGUGGUUGUGGUAAAGCAAUGUAUAGACCAAAUUUUAUUAUUUUAAUUGAAAAAAAUGGUCAAUUUAAAUUAAGUCAUUUAUCUUCUUCAAUUUCAUUUAAUAUUCAAGUUGAUGGUUGGAAAUAUGCUCAUAUACAAUGUGCUAAAAAGGAUCCAAAUGUUUUAAUCCCCAAUGGUAUUUCAAUGUAUGAACCCAAUUCUGAUUAUUUAUCAUUAACUUUAUCAACAGCAGAUAAAGAUGAUAAAUUAAUUCAUGUAAAGGGUUUAAAAAAAAUUAUUGAAAAAUCACUUAAUUUAAAAUGGGAUGGUAAUUUACAUACUACACAACCUUCAAAACAAAUUGAAUGUGUAUUAGAUCAUUCAAUUGAAUUUUGUAAACAAUAUGGUUUAAAACAAGAUUUAUUAGGUGUAUCUGAAAAUUAUAUAAAUAAAUUAAAAGAAGAAGAAAAAAAAAUUGCAAAAGCUCAUAAUGGUAAUGUACAAAUUGAUGAUACAAAAGAAAAGGAUUCAGGGAAGAAAGUUGAAGGUGAACCUACUGUACAACAACAAUCUCCCGAACAACAACAACAACCGGAACAACAAGAUGAACAUUCAAAUGAGGAUAAACAAGAUGAAAUAAAACAACCAAUUCAACAACAAAAUCAAGAAGUUGGUUCUGGUGCUUCUCCUCCAGUUGUUUAA